Bactrocera oleae (olive fruit fly) is the source of this 15401-nucleotide messenger RNA. RefSeq names its product zormin (gene zormin). Gene Ontology annotation, molecular function: phosphatidylinositol-3,4-bisphosphate binding; protein kinase activity; phosphatidylinositol-3,5-bisphosphate binding. The record is from RefSeq and is a predicted model, not a curated record. NCBI's taxonomy places the organism in Eukaryota, Metazoa, Arthropoda, Insecta, Diptera, Tephritidae.
AAUUCAAAAAGCAUGCUAGUAUAUUAAUGUUGUAUGCCAGAAAACUAACGGCUAAACUAAAUGGUCAGCUGCAUUCACUCUUGAUUUACUCAGAGUAUAAAAAAAUCCCUGCUUUGCUUGUUCAACCAUGAUACAUCGUUGUACCGAGCACAACAUUUGCUUAGCGAGUCGAUUGCUCAAAAGAAACCUGACAGUUGCAUCUAGGGAUGAGGAACUGAGUACGGAAUCUCGACCUAUGAGAGUAUUAAAUGCGGGCGAAGGGACUUGUGCUGCUUUUUAAAGGUUGAAGAAUUAUAUUAUAUUAGAUGUCGAAAUAGCAUAUUUUUGUGUACUCGGUCAAUAUUGCUUAGCUGGUUACAGUGAUCGUAAACAAAGGUCGAAUUUUUUGUCAGAAGAGAUUGGCAUUUCUAUCUUGCUUUUCUAAAUCAACAAAUUUUUCAUUUAUCUCUGCUUUGUUUUGAAAUUAUGAUUAACCACAACUGAUAAAGUGAGUUCUUAAAUCUUGUAUUUUUCAAUCUAAAUGUGCUUCUUGUUUGUCUAAAGACAAUAUACAGAUACUUUGACCACUCUGACUCUGUUGGCAGUUUUUUUCUUUCAAGAUCAUAUUUAUAUUAUUUUUAAAGCAACUUAGAAAGAUAAUUCUCAAUAUUAGGCUCGAGUCUACACUGUAGUAUACAUUUUUGACUUGUCUAGCUGUCAAAUUCAACUACAAGUAUGUGCACUUAAAAAUAUAUUUAUCUCUCUAUAUUUUCUUGGAUCAAACCGAAACGGCGGAAUUUUUUGCGCCAAAGUCUAAUGAGUACUCAUACAGGAAAAAUUUAUUUACAAUAAAAACUAACGAUGUACUUUACUUCCCUAUAAAUGGCAAGUGUAUAGGUAUUGAUCCAUAUUUAUCUAUAUUUCUCUAGACCACUUGCUAGUUUUAUGAGCAUCUUUUCUAGAUGCUGAAAAUAUGCCAAUUACAAAAUCGCCUAUAAAAGCCAACAAUUCGGCAAUGCUUUCAGAAAAUAAGGCAUAUUUGUUACUGGAACAAAACUGAAACAAAAUUCGCGCAACUGCUAUGUGUUUGUUUUGUUGUUGGCAUGAAAGUACGCCAUAAGCCGAUCAUUAUAUAUAGGUAUUAUAUACGUACACACAUAUUUCGAAUAAAAAUAGAAUAAACUGUUGCGCGUAAACAAAAACAACAAAUAACGCCUCGCUGUAAGUAUAAACAGUGGCUAGAACAAAAUGCACACAUAAACACAUAUAUAUGCAGACGUUUGUAUAUACAGACAUAAAAAUGCACGUAGCAUGCGAUGAGGCAAGAGCAAAGCGCUGAAAGAUAUAAAGGCAACAGUAGCCGCUUACUCUUGAGAAGCUGGCAACUGGGAGCUGUUUGGGCAGGGAGCUUCAGCCAGUGAGUGUAUCUCACUUUAUAUUAGAACGUUGCUGUCUAUGAGCUUACAAAUUUAUAUGUGUGUGUCUGUGCGCACUGGCGUUGCCAUAUGUGUGGCGAGAUGAGCACAAUGCUGUUGGCCAGAUGCGGUGAUGACGAUCGCUUCUAUGAGCAGCUUGCAUUCGCGUAUGCGAGUGUGUGUGAGGACACACGUUUAUUUGUGUGGAUAUGUAUGUAUUUACUGAGCGUGCAAAAAAAUAAUUCUAAGGUACAAAUUGUGUGUAGAAUGAGCGAAGCCGAAAAGUGAGUGUAUUUUUGUUGAAUACUUUUUUUCUGAUUUUGUUUUUUUUUUCCGAUUUUUUUUUUUUUGAGAAACAUGAAGUCAUGCGAACGGUUUUGUGUUAAUGGCAUUUUAUUUUGAGUUAAUUUUCUUUUUGCCUUUUUUUAUUUUUUAUUAUUGAUUGUUUUGGUGUGUGAGCUUUGUGCCGGACUAGCGGUAGUACUGGCAGACAGCUUCGUAGUUUCGCUGAAUAUCAGGCAGACGUACGAGAGCGGCGAAAGCGUGAACAUUUGAAAUGUAGUGCGAAAAAGUUUCGAAAAGCAAAAGCAAUUGAACGGCAACGACAAAUUUAGCUAAUAAACAAUUUGAUACGAACAAAUAACGAAUUUAAUUUCUGCCUCAAAAAAAAAAAAAACAACAAAUAAGAGUUUAUAAAACGCGAACGAAAAGUCUAAUUACGAGUACUACCCUUUUUAAAAGGAUAUUAUAUAAAGAAAAAAAAAAAUUAAUUGAAAACACAAAAAAAAAAACACGAAUUUAAUAUAACAAAAAAACAAAAAAAUUAAAUAAAUAAAUAAAGAAAAUAGAACAAAAAAUAAAAUAAGAUAUAUUAAAAAAUAAAAUGCAAGAAGUAGAAAUAAAUAAAAAGCAGUGAAAUAUAUUUCUUUUAAAGAAAAUUAAAAUUUUAUAAGCAACAGCAUUGAAAAAAUUAUUAUAUAUUAUAAAGUUAUGAAAAAAAAAUAUUUUUUUAAUUAAACGACUAAGUUUCGCUAUUUAAAAAAGAUUUAAAUUACUAAAAAUCUUACUAAAUCAAGCAUAAUUAACACAACGACGAAUUAUAGGCAAUAAAUCGAGGAACAGAUUGAGAUUUUUUAAAAUAGCACGGAUAAAUAAAAUAUUUUUUAUAUAAAAAAAUUGGAAAAAAAAUUUAUUAACGAGUAAAAUUCGAAAUAUAAGCAAAUGUGAACACAAAAUUAUAAAAACAACCACAAGUAGUACAAGCAGAAUAUUUAAACAAAACAACAACAUUAGCAGGCCGUACAAAAAUUAUAGCAACGUGAAAAGCUUAAAACAAGCAAAGCCGCCGCAAAUACACAGCAAGGAAAGCUAAUUGCAACAACAAUAACUGCAAAUAAGAAACGCACACACACACAUAAACAAACGCGAUUAUUUUAUUAGCCCACAACAACAACCUACUAGAGCAACACCCUCUUGGCCACUGCAACAGCACGCCAACCGCACUGUAGCACACAAAUCAAAGACAACGCAAAAACGGAAAAAUAAAAACAAAAAUAAAUAAAUAUGGAACGUCAUCGCACAUUGGACUCAUCGAUGUCAUCGCUUUAUUCCGGCUCGAAUGUCUCGAAUACACCCUCCGCACAUCGGCAACAGCAUGACAACUACAAUUAUCCGACCCUCUCGUCGUCCACCUCGCCGUCACCCAGCGCUGGCGGCACUGCCGGUAUUAGUGGUGUUGGCUUACUGACUGGCGCUUCGAGCACCAAUGCUAUAGCCACUGCCGGCGGUAGUAAUUCGACAAAUGCCACAGCUCGACAUGCUUCGGAAUUGAGUUUGUGCAGUGGUGAAGGCGGUGGUGGUGGAGGUGGCUUACGGGCUACCACAAUUGGUACGGUGGUGGUGCGUUGUGGACCGAUACAGUUGGUGGUUGCGCUUUUACAAAGUCCGGACAAAUUAUAUAUUAAGGUUGUUGAAUUAGAGCCAAAGAUCACAACAUUAGGCACGAAUCUCGAUGAGUCCAUACGCUUGCAGGGGGAUCACGAUGAGACUCUUAGGAAUAUACAGAAUCUACCUGGCCCGAUGGACGAAUUCGUACAGAAGGCAGACAAAUUACUCGCCAGCAAGCGUAUCAGUUCCGAACUAGUCAACGCCAUGGCCGAUACGCUCAACAUCAUUUGGCAGGAUAUUUUGCAUUUACUGCACGAUCGUCAACACAUACUCCACCUCGGCACACAAUUGCAAGAGAAGAUGGCACAGUGUCAGCGUCGCAUGGACCAACUGGAGGUGGCUUGCAUUGACACAAUGCUACCGAUCGAAGUGACGGCCGUGCAAGAGUUCCUCAACAAAUUCAAACAGUUGCGCAUCGACAUGCUCACAGCAGUAAUGGCGGCGCUAAAAGAUGGCAACGAGCUGCUCGCACAGCUGAAAGAACUUGUAAAUUUGGAAACAUUGGACACACGACCCGAGCAUAUCAAACGUGAUGCCGCACGUGCUCUUCACCAGGUCCAGUUGUGGUUGGAGGCAUUGCACGAUCGCCGAAAUGCUUUGGAGACUGCAUGGCAAACGCGUAAAGUACAAUUGGAACAUUGUCUCACAUUGGCGCUGCUUGGACGCGAGUUAGACGAAGUGGAGGCGGCCUUACGGCAGCAACGCAGCGAAGUCGACAGUCUAUUCAGUUUGGGCGAGUGCGAACACUCGGCAAAUAAUGCACUGCAUAACUAUCGUGAAUGGAAACAGCAAGCUUUGCUGUUGCGUGAUCGUGCGUUGAAGAUCACACGCGCGAAAGAAAAAUUACAGGCUUCCGGUACCUUUACUGGCGAUGAGGCUUGUGCGCGCGCCUACAACGUGCUGAGCGCAUGCACGGAACACUUAGAUCUGGUGGAUCAACGUGAACACUGGUUACAGCAGUCACGUGACUUCUUUGCCAAGGCCGAAAACACGUUGAGCGUGCUUGAGAAACUUGAAGUAGAGUUGGCGAAUGUGCGUCUGCCGCCCAACACCCCCGAGAGUUUUGCCAUGUAUGCGAAAGUGACGCGUGACGUGCGCAGUUUUACGGAGGAGCCACUACGACUCGGCUAUAGCAUAUUAGACGAGGUCGGUCGCACCCAACCCGAAACACAGGGUGUGAAGCGUGUGCUCGACGAAAUUGAGAAUCGUAAGACAUACAUCGAAAGCAUUUGUUCGACCAGCAAUGAAGAUCAUCAGCGUGUACAGAAGGCGCUUGCGGACUUUUUGGCGCAAUACAAUGAUUUGCUCAACUGGCUGAUGUCUUCGGGACAACUGUAUUUGCAACAGCAUGUCGAUAUGGGCAGCACAUUGGAACAGAGUAAACAGUUUCUACUGCAACAUCACGAACUCAUGCAGGAUCUGGAGAUCAAAGGCGAACUCAUAAAUUUGCUGCUUGAGUCCAUAAAAGCGCAUCUGGAGUCGUUGAGUCCACAGCAACGUUACGAUGUGGAUUCUAAGGCUGAGGCGCUGCACAAGCAUUGGAUUGAGCUCAAGGAUUUGGUGCUGAAACGCGUCGAUUGUGUUUCCUUGCUUAUUGAAUUCUUCGAGAAAGCUAAUGAGUUGGCGAGUCAGUUGGAUAAUCUGGAUAAACAGUUAAAACAAACGGCCGACGAGCAGAAACUACAAUUUUUGCAAGAGAACUGGAAGCACAUACGCGCCGAUUAUGCAGAUUUGAAGAGUUUGGGAACACGUUUUAUCAAUUUGAAAAUCGUAGAUCCAUAUCUCGAAACGAAAUCCUCAGUGACGGCAGUCGAAGAUAUCCUCAACGGUUUCAGUAAGCGUCAAGUCGAUGUAACAACCAGUCUAGACAAUUGGACAACGCAAAUAGCGGAGAAGCGUGAAGUCGAAAUCAUACUGGAGAAAAUCAUGAGUGACAAUGAGGAGACGGCCACAAAGACAACCCAAGUAGAUACACAGCUGUAUCCAGUUUUCACUUCAUCCUCCCUGGAUGCGCGUCAAUUGCACACGAUCACUAGCGACAAGCUCACACAUGUGCUGCAGGACAUCGACAAGGCGCAGGAUGAGCUCCAGCAUCGCAUACAUACCACGCUCGGCAUACAAACGAAAAAUCCCGAAUCAUUGCAAAAAAUCGAACAGGUCAUUAGUAAUUUACGUGCAUUGAAAUCCAAAUUGGAGGGUAUACGCUACGACUACAAAACACUGCUGGAGAAUAUACUCAAAUUCUUGGUCGAGAUCACCGAACUGCAACGCAACAUCGAUGACUUUUUCGCCAAACAACAGCAACAGCAAAGUCAGUUGGGCAGCAGCGGUGAGGUGGCCGAUAUUGAGCGCACCAUUGUUGAGCAUGAGAAAUUCCGCGAUAAUUGUAUGGAUAAAUUUAGAUCGUUAAUCACACAAUCCGAAUUGCUGAUCGAUCGCGUGCGUGCACUGGAACCGCCGGGCGCACGCGAAAUCGACACCGAUCGCAUACUGAAAUUGCUGGAGAAUUUGCGUCUUCAUUUCGAGGCCGGCAAUAGUGAGAGAAUGUCGCGUCUGGAGCGACUCGGCAAGCUGGAACAAUUCAAAACGGAUCUGUGCGAUAUUAAUCGCAGUCUGGAUAGUGUUAGCAAGCAAUUGCAUGAGAUCAAUGGACAAAGUGUUGACAGCUUGGCGGCGGCGAAGACAACAUCGUUGGCGUUCGAGUAUUUUGAGCGCACCAUUGAGAACUCAAUGCCAACAUUUUUGGUGCCCGUUAAGCAUCAGCUACGUUGGGGUCAUAAUAGCAAACCGUUAAAGCUGCUUGAGAAGCGCAUUGAUAAGUUUACCGAGACAACAUCGGAACAGCUGUUGAUUACGAAUCCCGAAAGUCAAACAUAUGUGCGCGAGGAACUACAGAAACUCAACGAAAAAUGGCGGCACUUCAAAGAUCAAGUGAAGAACAAGCGGAAAUCGCUCGAUCAGGCAACAGAGUUCUUCGAAAAGGUGGAGAAAAUCGACGCCGAAUACCGUGAAAUCAGCUACUUCUACAACAGCGUUUCGAAUAAGAUCACAUAUUUACGUGACCCUGUCGAGGCAUCGAAUCUAGUCAAUGAUAUUGAAAAGUACGUAGUGACACGCGAAGGUCCGUUGCUGGAUAAACUCGAACAAGCUGCACAAUGUGCACACGAUUUAAAUAAAGUUUCGACGCUUUACAAUGAUGUACGUGGCAUAUUCCAAGCAUUUAUGAAACUACGAUCUGAUAUCAGUGUGGUCCAGGAACGUCUAAAGAAUGAGGAACGUUUGCGUGAACAACGAGAAAAAGAAGCGCGCGAGCAGGAAGAGCGUGAACGAGUUGCACGUGAAGCUGAGGCUAAAGAGCGAGCUGCACGUGAAUCGGAAGAACGUGAACGCGUAGCACGUGAAUUAGCCGCACGGGAGCAAGCGCUGCGUGAAGAGGAAGCGCGUUUGCAGGCCAUACGUGAGCAGACGGCGCGUGAACAAGCCGCACGGGAGCAAGCGGCACGGGAAGAAGAAGCGCGUCUACAAGCGCUGCGCGAACAAGCACAACGCGAUGAGGAAGCGCGUCUGCAGGCGCUACGGGAACAGGCCAGACGCGAGGAAGAGGCAAGGUUAGAAGCAUUACGUCAGGAAGAGGCGCGCUUACAAACGCUACGUGAGCAAACAAAGCGCGAAGAGGAAGCACGACUGCAAGCAUUACGCGAACAGGCUGCACGCGAAGAGGAAGCGCGCUUGCAGGCGCUACGUGAGCAGGCUAGACGCGAAGAGGAAGUACGAUUGGAGACAAUACGUAAGGAAGAGACGCGUUUACAAGCGCUGCGCGAGCAGACAAAGCGCGAAGAAGAAGCGCGCCUGCAAGCGUUACGCGAACUCGCUUCGCGCGAGGAAGAAGCACGUGUACAGUUCUUACGCGAACAAGCGAAACGCGAAGAAGAAAACCGUUUGUUGGCGCUACGUGAACAAGCCACACGAGAAGAGGAAGCACGCUUGCAAGCGCUACGCGAGCAAACAAAGCGCGACGAGUAUGCGCGCUUGCAAAGCGUACGCGAUCAAAUCGAUCAUCAGCGCAUCGUAACAGAAAAUAUACGUAAAGACAUACAAGUUAAUGAAAUUUUCACGGAAAUCAAAUAUGUAUCGCCACGCUUCAAUCGUCAACUGAAGGAUGCAAUCACACGUGAGGGCGACAAAUUCACCUUUGAAUGUGAGGUGAUCGGUAACCCUGAACCAGCGGUAGAGUGGUUCAAAGACGGCAUAUCCAUACAAAAUAAUCCCGAUUACAAAACCACUUAUGAACGUGGCACUUGUCGUUUAGUGAUCGAAGAGACUUUCACUGCCGAUUCGGCGCGUUUCAGUUGUCGCGCCUCGAACUUGGUGGGUAGCAAUGAGACUAGCGGCAACUUGUCGGUACGUGAAAAUGCUAUCGAAAUGCAAAUGGUACCACCCAGAAUUAUACGCUUCCUGGAGAGUGGUAAGGCAACAGAGGGCAGUACUUUUCAAUUUUUAUGUGUCGUCAGUGGAAAUCCUCUACCCACGGUGCAAUGGUAUAAAAACGAUAAAUGUAUUGAUGAUUCACCUGAUUAUGUAAUCAAUUACAAUAAUGGUGAGGCCACCCUGCGCUUCGAAGAGGUUUUCCUGGAAGAUGACGCUGUUUACACUUGUAGUGCCUCAAAUCCAGCCGGCAUUGAACACUGUUCGGCAAGCUUAAUUGUGGAACCUCUAGAACCAACAGAAGUACCACACUUCAAAAUCCCGCUUUCCAAUGCCAUGGCUCGAGUUGGUCAAAAAAUAAAGCUUGAAGCUCUUAUCGGUGGCAUACCACGGCCGGAUAUUUUCUGGAUGCACAAUGGCAAACCCUAUGUACCGCGAGAUAGCAAAUACGAGUACGGCCGCGCAACGCUCAUAAUCCCCCAAGCUUAUCCCAACGACGCCGGAGUGUAUGUGUUGACAGCGAAAAAUCUAGCAGGCGAAGCAUAUAGUUCGUGUAACGUUGUCGUUAAAGGACGCCUGCCGAACGAGACAUCCGACUCAGAGUUGGCCUCCGAUAUGGAACCGAUUAAGCCCUCGGUGCAAUUGCCACUGAAAGAUGUGUCGAUAUUCGAGGGUAAACCAGUGCGUUUGGAUUGUGUUAUUGUCGGUCAACCGGAACCCGAAGUCAUUUGGUAUCACAAUGAGCGACCAGUCAAAGAAUCAGCCGAUGUGCAGUUGCUUUUCCAAGGUGACCGCUGCUCGUUGAUCAUACAAGAAGUGUAUCAAGAGGAUGCGGGUAAUUACAAAGUGGUGGCCAUCAAUUCAGCUGGUGAGGCGUCAAGCAGUUGCGAACUGAAAGUGACGCCACUAAAUAUUGCCGAGCCUGCGACACGCGCACAGAGCGAACGUCAGUCGGUGCCGAAGGAGACACUGCCGAAAUUCGAUAAGUUCCUAACCGAUGUGCUGGCGGACGAAGGCGAAACGGUCGAGAUGGAGGUGAGCGUAAGUGGUGAUCAACCACUUACCGCGAAAUGGUAUCUAGCCAAUAAGGAGUUGUGUGAAAGUGAGCGGCUUUCAAUGAAUGAUAAUACGGCGAUCGGCGCCUUUAAAUUGAUAUUGAAAAAUGUCGUGUCCGACGAUCGUGGCGUGUAUACGGUGAAAGUUUCGAAUAAUACGGGUGAUGCGAAGUGCUUCUCGCAAUUGAACGUGAAGAGCGUGAAUGCGCCCGAAAAUCAACGCAGUCAACAAGUGGAACCUGUUGAAAAGUUUACUUGUCCAGAAUUCAAAGAACUCUUCUCGGACAAACAAGCUUACGCCGACGAUAUGGUGAAGUUCGAGUGUAUUGUGAAGGGCAAGCCGACACCCAAAGUGCAUUGGUGCUUUAACGAACAGCCUGUACAUGGGCACAACUUCCUCGUAUCGACCAGUGGUGAAAGACAAGUUUUGACCAUACAAAAGGCCAGCAUUGAUACUGUGGGUAAAAUAAGUUGCAUUGCCGAGAAUGAGAUUGGUAAAGCCACUUGUGCGGCUUAUUUGAAUUUACUUGGACCAGGCAUGCAGUUGCAGUUACCCGCCACUAGUGAUCUGCAGACAUCCACGCAAGAACACAAUACCGAAUCGUCGCGUGUCACCAUUAAGAAGCAGACCUUCACCACCACCUCCACGUCACAAAUUAGCUCAUUCGAAGGUAAUAUGCCGCAAACCGAGAUCCAUCAUUCCUCGGCGCAUAUCGAUCAGUCGCUAAAACAGCUGGGCGCACAACAGCCCGAAGUCAUUGAGACACAUCACUACCAGGAGCUGCACAAAAGCAAAGACAUGUCAACGCCAAAUGUACAACAAAAAUCAUUUACAUUGGUACAAUCGGCUGGCAAUGGACCGAGUCAGCAGCCAGCUAUAACCGGCACAGCUGGUGUGGCGGUGCCUGAAUCACCGACGCGCCUACGCAAGCAAAUAGCGCCACGUUUUACCACACCGCUGACGGGUAAGAUUGUCGAUCAGGGCACAGAUGUGGCAAUGGAGGCGAUCUACGAUGGUUUUCCCUCACCCGAAAUCAAGGUGGAAAAGAAUGGCGAACAACUGUUCGAAAAUCAACGUUUGAAGAUUGAAAAUCGAUGCAAUCGCAUCAGCAUCGAGCUGAAGCAGGUGGGAGUGGCAGAUGCGGGACGCUAUGCAGUCACCGCCACAAAUACAAUGGGACAAUCAACGAGCACUGCCGAUCUAGUUGUGAAGAAAACCAUUUUCCCACCUGUCUUUGGGCGACGUCUGCAGGCGCAAGUCGUAAAACGGGGUGAAAAGAUCAUAAUGGAAGUAGAAGUAACCGGUUUGCCGGAACCAACGGUAACCUGGAUGAAAGACGAUAAACCAAUACAAGAAGCAGGAGUGUCACAGCAUCGUCUCUUAUCACAAGGCAACUCCUACAAGCUGAUUAUCGAGAAAGGACAAUCUAGUGACUCGGGCAAAUAUAUGGUGAAAGCCACUAAUGCCGGCGGCGAGGCCAAAAGCAUUGCCGAUUGUGCGAUAUUGGAACCAUCGCCAGAACGUCUACAGGAGGUUGUUAAGACUAUUGUCUACGAAACGCCAGUUGAUCUGAAAACCGAAACCUUCGCUAAAGAGCCACCGUCCUUUGAAACGACACAGACCGAUAUUUCCACCGCAUCCGAUCUGCAUGGCUUAUCUGAGUCGAAAAUAGUAACUGAGCAUCGUUGCACCACCGAGGCAACAAUGCGUCUAGAACACAAACAAGCGUACUUAGAUCUGCCCACAUUGAGCGAACGCCCGAAAACGCCAACCGCUGCGACUAACAUUAGCACCAGCACUGAACUGCCCGAUUGGCAGCACGUGAAAUCGGUCUCGACCAACACCGAUAGCACACGCUCUAAAACCGGCUCCACACAAACACCGCCGCAAGUACCGCCCAAACCCUAUACAACAUCUAACAAUAUUGCCCCAACCCCAACAACCCAGCAAUCACAAUUCCAAUCCACGCUUAGCACAGAACUCGACGGCAGCUACAAAGGUGUAGGUGAAACGCCAUUGCUAACAUCAGCCACCACGACGACAUCAACAUCGAAGUACGAGAGCACGACGAGUGAGAAGAAAUCCUCAUCUUUCGAUUUCUUUAAGAAAAUCGAGAGUCAAGGUGGCACGCAACCAGCGCCACCUGGUGAAAGAUAUCAGAAACAAGAGGUUAAUGCGGUCAACAAACGCAUGACGCCACUAACGAUCUCAAGACCGAGCGGUGCAACCGCACAAUCGGCAACGCUUGAGGACGAUCUCAAAAAUUUAAAUCUCAUACCAGGUUCACCACCUGAAAUAUGCUUUAUACCGAAGUUCGACGCCACAAAUGGCAAGCCACAAAUGAUUAAUGAUCGUAUUAAAAUAUUAGAGGCAUCUCAACAAUCACCGAAAGAGCCACCGACUGGCGGUGUACGUACAUUACCGUUGCUGCCCGUCUCACAGACAUUUAAGCAUGAGUCCACCAUGUCGAAGGAGGUCAAAGUUGAGUAUGGGCAACCGAUCAUACGGCCAGCGGCUACAUUGCCAGCACCACAGCAAUUCACACGUUCACCUUCGCCUAAACCCUCCGCGGAGGGCGUAGCCAUGUCAAAGUUGUGGAUACCUAGUAAUUUGAGCGGUUACGAGAGUGGUACUAGUGAGUUGGAACAAAGGUAUAAAACAGAAACAGAGACCGAUACGAAAAUGGAGCAACGCGAGAUUAGGGUACAGAAAGUGCCAACACCAGCGCCCGAUUUGAGCGCACCAUAUCUCGUGAAAGAGAUCAGUAAAGCGAUUAAUGUACCCACAACACCGCAGCGUGAGAAAACACCGUUAGAUGAUAUACAUUUAGUGCCCGGUUCACCACCAGAGAUUUGUUUUGCGCCCAAACCGGAAGUUCGUCGUCAAUCCUUGGUUGAGCACAUGGAGAAAACGUUAGAGCAAAAUCUGCAACAAGGCCCCUCAAAGGUAUUGCCAAUGUCAGUGCCUACACUCACACCAACAACGACGCCACAAAUCGCCAAAACAACAACCACCUAUAAGCCACCACCGCCAGUAAUACCAACUAAACUGACGGUCGGUCAACCGUAUGAGAGUGAUUACGAAAGCGAUCGUUGGAAGUAUAGUGGCAGUGAAUCGGAUGAAGCCUCAUUUCGACCGGUUGGCAAGAGUGUACCAGACGGUUUGGUUGGUACACCAACUGUACCCACAACUCAUCACACAUUCAAGACAAGCGGUUAUGCAGCCGAUACCGAAGAUAUUUCUAGUUUCCGUAAAAUGGAAUCGACCCAUCAGGAGAGUCGUUCAUUUUACGAAUCAACUUCCAGUUCGAAAUCAUCACAACAGCUGCCGCAAGCGCCUAUGAUAUCAGUGUUUAAAACUCCACCGCAGCAACCACAAUACACACCACAAUGUACACCAGCCCCGGCACCGGCGCCAUCGCAGAGCUUCUACCAGCAGCCUCAAUUGGAGAAGCAACCGCCAGCUCCCCUUUAUUAUAGCAGCAAGGAAGAGGGUGGUCACGAGAAACAGGAGUACUCGGACAAGAAUGAGUACAGGCGUGAGGAGAAGGACUACAAGAGCGUAUCGAGCAUGAGCAGCAGCUACUACAACGCCUCCAAUAUUAGCAAUAUAAGCAACAUUAGCGCACCCAAAUAUCAGUCAGUGCCUUUGAAGCUACCAACACCAACAGUCACACCCGUACCGGCACAGCGUAAAACGCCAGCCGAAUUCAGCGAUUACAGCAGUGAAGUCGAGGAACGUUUCCGAUCCGUCUCGCGCACACAAGAAUCCGACAAUGAGAUCAAGGGCUACCGUGUCGUCUUUCCACCUACGCCAACACCAAAGUCUCACCUGACCAAUGGACAUAAAUCGCCAGCAGUUGUGGUGACACCUUCGCCAAUGGAUUUCGAGCCAACACCGCCAGCGGUGAACACUUAUCCGCGACAAAAGUUCGAACCAAUCAAGAAGGAAGUACGGCAUGAAAUCAAGACCGAGUCCAAGGAGCAGAAACAAUACUUCCAGCAACAAAAAACUCAACAACAACAACAGGUGUACAAGCCAAAGCCAGUCGCCGCAAAAUUUAUUGCUGCCACACAACAGCAACAACAGCAGCAGCCACAGCCGAGAUAUGAGCCACGCGCACAACCGGCGCUUUACUAUAACGCCAUUGCCGGCACACCAUUGCAUAUGGCGAAAAUGGCGACCGAAACAAAAAAUGUUAUGCAUAUGAAAGAAUCAUCUGAAACUUGCCAGCGCGUGGUGAAUAUGCAGCAGACCAAGCGCGUCAUACACUUCGACAGCCAGAAGGAGCAACAGGAACGUCAAGUGAGUACACCACUCGAGCCCUUCCCCUAUAGCCCAUCGCCCAGUCGCUACACGCCAACACAGCAGACGCGUGUACCACCGCCACCCACACCGACUAAGUUCGUGCCAGGCGAAUUCCGUGAGAGCGAUUAUGAAAGCGAAGUAGAGAAUGCUAAAAUAGGUCCUCUAUGGAUGCCACACGGUGAAAAUGGUCCGCUACGUUUUAGGCAUGUCGAACCGCCACAAACGGGACGUGCUUGCAGCGUGCCACGCGCUUACGAACGUGUACUCUCACCAAUGGAAUUCGAUCGUGGUCCCGAAAUGCCCACGAAAAUAAAAGUGGACCCUAACGAAUUGCGUUCUCAACGCGGUAGUAGUCUCAGCGCUACCGGUACUACGACCAGCCAGCGUACUCAAUCGCUAAAUCGUCACUCGUCCAUGAAGAGCAGCACUAGCUCUAGCUAUCAGCAACGUUAUCAAACCUUGCAGCCUGAUGCUACGGUUGUCGAGAAACGCUUUCCACGUGACGAUAUGAACUUGAAAGUCGGUUCUCCACCUAAAUACGGUUACGUACAGUCACACAUCGAUCAACAGGGCAAACAGAUGAAUUCGACCUUUUUGCAAAAGUCACAUCAGUUCAUCAGUGACAUCACCAGUGAUCUGCAACAGAAGAGUAGUAAGACCACGAAAAUAUAUAAUGGCAGUGCUGAACCGAAAGUCAUUACGCACUCCUUCCGACCGGGUUUCAAGCGUGCACCAAGCGAGGGUGACAACAAACCACAAGCCUAUCGCGACGAAUCACGCGUCUCGCAAUACGGUACAAAAUGUGUCGAUCCCAACACCGGUCUAAUUUAUUUUAAAUAUGAUUUUGGCUAUGAAUUCGGUAUACUCUUCCCGGGCGAGGGUCAUAAAUUCGUAAGCAACCAAUGGAAUAGCUCGUCGUCAACACUGCCGCCGCGUCACGCCUCUGCUACACCCACGCAACAAUUGUUACAAGGUGGUCGUAAAUCACCAUACCCCUUAAGUGGUGGCGAUGGUGAGCUCGUCAUACCGGUGCAACAUGAACGCACCACUGCAGCCACACCGACGCGCUCAUUCACCCCGACGCAACUCAGUGUACCGUAUGCGCGACCAGCAUCAUCUCUGAGUGGUUAUUACUCUGACACCGGCACUGCAAGUCGUCGUAGCCCAGCGCCGCCGGGUGUGCGCGGUGUCGGCGGUGGUGUAAGUGGUGUGCACAGACUCAAGAAACGUUAUAGCCUACCUAACACACAAGUUAUCGAUAUAAAUAUCGAUCGUCUACAUGAUAAUGAGCCAUUGAAUCGUCUAGCAUAUUUAAAUACAGCAACAGAACUGCCAUCGGAUGUACCCGUUAACGCACACCUCAAUCGCGAUGAUUACCCGAAGCGCGCGCCACAAUUCAUAACGCCACUGAAAGAAUAUGCCGUUAUGUUGGGUCAAAUCGCACGCUUCGAGUGCAUCGUGCAAUCGCAUCCACCAGCGAAUGUGACAUGGAGUCGUAACGGCGUCGCCUUACAGAACAACGCCAAGUAUGCUAUUGAGUACCGUAACGGUGUCUGUCGUUUGACCAUACCACAGGCAUAUCCAGAUGAUGCCGGUGUCUACGCCUGCACCGCCACGAAUCCUUUGGGCACAGCCACCACUUCCGGACAGCUACUCGUGCAAGCCAAGCGUUUAUGAAUUGAUUACAAGGCGGUAAAUUGAGAAAAAAAUUCGACCAAGAGCACAGCGGAAAAUGUGUGGGAGUUAUCUUUAAAUAUAAUUAAUACGGAAUAUACUAAAGUUUUGCGGACUUUUCGUUAUACUUUAAGCAGUUAGUGAAAAAAAUGUGUUAAUGUAUUAAUUGUGCCUCAAAUUCAUGCUCAACGCAGGCGCAUGCGCACCGACACAGCCAUAAAAGUUGGUGAACAUGUAUAUGUGUAUGUUUAAUUUCUCUUCCUUGCACAUGGAAAAUUUCGAAUUUAUUUGCAGUGAAAAAAUACUCAAUCUAUAUACUUAUACAAACAUAUACGAGCAGAGAAGCUAUUGUAUUACGCAGCUAUUAAGCCGAUUUGAAAUUGAUAUAAAUUUAUAUUUAUGUGCCGAAUUUGUCAUUAUUUAUGCUUAUAUAACAAUAGUAUUACAUGUGUUUUUAUGAUUAUUAUUACUAUUAUUUGAAUAAAUUAUUCGUGAAACUUUGUUUUGAGAAAAGUACGUACAUUUUUAAGGCUCUAUAUAAUACCGCCCAUCAGUUUAAACAGAGAAAAAUAUAUUAUAUAUUUGCAAUUUAUUCGA